AUCACAAUCCGGUUUGUUGCGUUGCGGCCCUGUUUUUUUCCCACGUCCGGAAGCUUCAGUUCCUGUCGCUGUUAACGGCGUCGUCUGUGUAAUUUUGGCAGAAUUUCUGCGGUAAUUAGCCUGCGACUCACCGUCCUCUGUCUCUAGUUGUGGUUAACGGACGGUACUGGUAUCCACGGCGGGAACGUUGGAGAGAGGUUCCACGGGGAGCUAACGCUAGCGCCGGUGACCGUCAGAGCUGGCCCUUGUAUGGGUGAGUGAACGUCAGCCAUGAGCGCCGAGCCGGACGCCCUGGCCGUGGUCAACCAACUGAGGGACCUGGCUGCAGACCCCAUGAACCGCCGGGCCAUCGUCCAGGACCAAGGCUGCUUGCCUGGGCUCAUCCUGUUCCUGGACCACCCCAACCCUCAGGUUGUCUACUCUGCCCUGCUGGCGAUUCGUUACCUGGCGGAAUGUCGCGCCAAUCGAGAGAAGCUGAAGGGAGAGCUGGGGAUGAUGCUGAGCCUCCAGAACGUUGUACAGAAGUCAACUACUCCUGGAGAGACUAAGCUGUUGGCGUCUGAGAUCUACGAGCUCCUGCAGGUGUCCAGUAGUGCAGAGUCUGAGUCGGCAGAGGAGACAGUCAGCAGUCGCCGUAAAGCUCAGUUCUUCCUGGGCUCCAGCAACAAGAGGGCCAAAACCGUCGUCCUUCAAAUCGACGGACUCGAGGACUCGGGUCGUAGGAGUUUGUGUGAGGAUGCUCUGCUGAAGGUCAGAGGAGUGAUCAGCUUCACCUUCCAGAUGGCUGUAAAGAGAUGCAUAGUCCGGAUCCGAUCAGACCUGAAGGCUGAGGCUCUGGCGUCUGCGAUCGCCUCUACUCAGGUGAUGAAGGCUCAGCAGGUGGUGAGAGGAGAAAACGGAGACGAGGUUCUGAUCCCGUUUGUGGAGGACGGUUUGGUGGAAGUAGAGCAGAACGUGGACCUGCCAGACUACCUGCCAGAGGAUGAGAGUCCAUCUCAGGAGCCCGACAAGGCAGUGAGCCGGGUGGGUUCUGGUCAGGAAGGUUCGAGCUGGCUGGGUGCUGCUGCCAACUUCCUGUCCCGGUCCUUCUACUGGUGACCCAGCAAAGCCACUUCCACAUUGUGCCCUGUCUGUCAAACCUCCACCUCUGAACCAAAAUCCACCAGCUGCCAAACCUCAGUGCUGUGACUCACACAGCAAGUGUAAAAACGGACCCCCCAGAACCGGCCCUACCAAACCCGCAGGGAUCUGAUUGAACUUCUGACAGAGAUCUCUGCAAACGGGUCGUGUUACAAAUCGAGUUGUCUUAAAGGACAGGAAGUGUUCUGCAGCGAUGGCUUUAAGCACCAACAAGUAGUUAUUAGUUAUUUAUUCUGGAUUUGUUAACACUCCUGGGUGUUUGAAAGACGAGCAGCAUCCGUCAGCCGUGCCUUCAGUUCCUCUGGCCCCUGGACGUGAGGGCUUGGCCUUAUCCUCACAUUGAAGGCGUUUACCCAAAACGAUUAAAAGGUAAAACGUCAAAUUAUAACGGUGUGAAAGUGUAGAGCUGACCACAAACAGACAUUCGCUCAGCAGAGUCAGAGUUUCCUCUUGAGCACAGUCACAAUGUUUCUGCUCUGUAUGAAUGCCUUUAUGCCUUUAAGCUUUUAUUUUGAAACUGCCUCAUGUCAGAUCACGGUGGUGUUUUAUGGAGUGAUGUUACUGGAGUUGUUUUUAUUUCUCUCUCUGUGCUGAACAUUAUUGGAACCUGUUUAACUUAAAGUUGAUGUUUUUAAAAAGAGAGAAAUUUACACUUUGCACCACGAACGACCCUGACCUUUUUUGGGAACAUAACACCAGGCUGCAGCGUCAGUAUUUACUCCAGAUGAGGUUGUUUUAUUAAACGUGUGAUUAUUUAA
Molecule: messenger RNA, 1898 nt
Organism: Betta splendens (Siamese fighting fish)
Lineage: Eukaryota; Metazoa; Chordata; Actinopteri; Anabantiformes; Osphronemidae
Product: armadillo repeat-containing protein 1-like
Exons: 7
Coding region: 271-1098 (275 amino acids)
Molecular function (GO): metal ion binding; protein binding
Source: RefSeq, a predicted model, not a curated record